GGGCGGGCCGGGUUCCGGGCCGUCAUUGUGACCUGGCCGAGCGCGGGCCAUUGUUCGCCGGGUUCAUCUUCCUAGGAGGCCCGUCCGCGGGGCUUCGUUUGUUUUCGUUUCCCUUUCUUUUCCUGUGGAGCCCGUAAGAGCUCCCCCCGUCCCCCCGCCAUCUCCCCGGGAGCUCGCGGAGGGCGCUCCAGGCACACACUGUCCUCCAAAGGGGGAGGGAUGGACGCAAGUGAGACCCCAUAACCGCCUGGGCUGCACACGCAGGGCCCCGCUUCCCCGUCGUCAGGUUUCUCAGCCGCGCCCGGAACCUGGCGGAUCCCCCUCCAUCCCCGCGAGCAUCUGUUUAGAGGAAGCGGGCAGCGGGUCGCCAUGGCCUCGCCAUCGGCUCAGCAGCUGGAGGAGGACGACGGCCUGAGGGGCUGCGAGCUCUACGUGCAGAAGCACAGCGUCCAGCAGGUGCUCAAGGACUGCAUCGUGCAGCUCUGCAUCUCCAAGCCCGAGCACCCCAUGAGGUUCCUCCGGGAGCACUUCGAGAAGCUGGAGAAGGAAGAAACCCGGCAGAUCCUGGCGCAGCAGAAGCCAGCCUCCCAGCCGGACUCGCACGACGAGGAAGUGUCCCCGUCGCCGCCCAACCCGGUGGUGCAAGCCCGGCACCGGCGUGGGGGAGUGAGCGCCGAGGUGUACACAGAGGAGGAUGCCGUGUCCUACGUGCGGAAGGUCAUCCCCAAGGACUACAAGACCAUGACGGCACUGGCCAAAGCCAUCUCCAAGAACGUGCUCUUCGCUCACCUGGACGACAACGAGAGAAGCGACAUAUUCGAUGCCAUGUUCCCCGUCAUGCACAUCGCUGGGGAGACCGUCAUACAGCAAGGGGACGAAGGGGAUAACUUCUACGUAAUUGACCAAGGGGAAGUGGACGUGUAUGUGAACGGAGAGUGGGUGACCAGCAUCAGCGAAGGCGGCAGCUUCGGGGAGCUGGCCCUCAUCUACGGCACCCCCAGGGCAGCGACUGUGAAGGCCAAGACGGACCUCAAGCUCUGGGGCAUCGACCGGGACAGCUACCGGCGCAUCCUCAUGGGCAGCACGCUGAGGAAGCGCAGGAUGUACGAGGAGUUUCUCAGCAAGGUCUCCAUCCUGGAGUCCCUGGAGAAGUGGGAACGUCUGACUGUGGCUGACGCCCUGGAGCCCGUCCAGUUUGAGGACGGAGAGAAGAUCGUGGUCCAGGGGGAGCCUGGGGACGACUUCUUCAUCAUCACGGAGGGCACAGCCUCCGUCCUCCAGCGCCGGUCCCCCAGUGAAGAGUAUGUGGAAGUGGGGCGCCUCGGGCCCUCCGACUACUUCGGGGAGAUCGCGCUGCUGCUGAACCGGCCCCGGGCGGCCACCGUGGUGGCCCGGGGGCCCCUGACGUGCGUGAAGCUGGACCGGCCCCGCUUCGAGCGCGUGCUGGGCCCCUGCUCCGAGAUCCUCCAGAGGAGCAUCCAGCGCUACAACAGCUUCAUCUCCCUCACCGUCUGAGCGCCGCGCCUGCUGCUGUCCGCGUGCGCGUCCAGCUGAGGCUGGCAGCCGGGCACCGCCCCUCCCUCGGGCCCACCUGGGAGCCAAGGGGUCACCCCCAGAGGUGGCGGCCCCCUCCCCGUCUCCCCUCCCCGUCCCCCGCUGGCUCCUCUUCAGGGCCCCGCCUUCCUCCCCACGUCUUCUGGGGUCAGGGCCCAGCUCUGGGAGGCCCUCCUCGCCGAUCAGGCUGGGCAGCUGCCGGCGGCCGACCCCCGUGAUGCGCGGCCACCCGGUCUGUGGCCAGGGCGUGGGGCGAUGACAUCCCAGGGGGUCCCCACAGGCACUCUUGGGCUUGGAGCGAGAAGCUGAGGCUGAAGAGAGAGAGGGUCCAGCCCCUCCCCCAGAUGCUCGCCCCCGCCGCCCCACAGAGGGUCCUCCCAAGAUGCCAGGGGUGGGGGGGCUCUGGCGGCUUAAGCUAGUUCCGGCCUCAGAGGGGGGGUGGCCCCCAGGAGCCCACGGCAUGUUUAGGGGAGUGGGUGAGACCCUCCCCUUUCCUGGAAAGCUGGGUGCACCGACCAGUUCGCCUGGCCGUCAGGGGCAGGGGUCCCCCUCACUGGGCUGAGACGCCGGGGAGAGGAAGGGCGCACCAUGUGAGUCUGGGGCGUUCCGAGGUGCGGUGAGCUGCUCCCGGGGCCGGGGGAGGGCCCCGCUGCCUUGCACAGCUCCGCAGAGCAGCCUCGUGGAGACUGGGGAGGAAGUGGAGGGAUUUUCUAAAACACAUUCUGGAUGAAGUUGUCAGGAGUGGAGUCCCCGGUGCGUGAUUCUCCAGCAGACACGCCUCCCGUUAACCAGGAGUCUCGCCCUGGUGGGAAAGCCCGAUAUCCGAGCCUCGCCUCCCCCAUGUGGGACAAAUGUGAGUCUCACCAGCCCUGGGCCCACACACCUAAGUCAUCAAUCAAUCCAUUCCCCCUGGGAAGUGUCGUCAGGCCAACUCUCACGUGAGCUGGAGGGGCCUGGGGCCCGUGCCUCACGGGACUCCUGGUGACCUGAAGGACAAACGAAAUAGUGCAGGUACCCCGAUUUGCUCCUGCCCGUGCAGCCCGGGGAGGCUGCCUGGUCCGGGGUGACCCCUGCCUUUGCCUGUGGGUGUUUCUGUGGUGUGUAAGCCCUGCCCUGUUUAUCGCGAUGUUCUGAAUGCUGCAUGUGCUAUUAAAUGUGCA
Messenger RNA from Balaenoptera acutorostrata (minke whale), 2714 nucleotides. RefSeq names its product protein kinase cAMP-dependent type I regulatory subunit beta (gene PRKAR1B). Lineage: Eukaryota; Metazoa; Chordata; Mammalia; Artiodactyla; Balaenopteridae. The coding region runs from base 370 to 1515 and encodes 381 amino acids. Gene Ontology annotation, molecular function: cAMP-dependent protein kinase regulator activity. The transcript has 11 exons. The record is from RefSeq and is a predicted model, not a curated record. Gene Ontology annotation, biological process: regulation of protein phosphorylation. Gene Ontology annotation, cellular component: cAMP-dependent protein kinase complex.